This is a messenger RNA of Jaculus jaculus (lesser Egyptian jerboa), 549 nucleotides long. It is a transcript of the gene Fam237a, whose product is annotated as family with sequence similarity 237 member A. The record is from RefSeq and is a predicted model, not a curated record. The coding region runs from base 1 to 549 and encodes 182 amino acids. The transcript has 2 exons. Lineage: Eukaryota; Metazoa; Chordata; Mammalia; Rodentia; Dipodidae.
AUGGCUGAUCCUGGGAACAGAAGAGGGAUCAACUGCCCCCCGAGUCUCAUCUGCUCCCUGCUCAUCGUGGGAAUGUGCUGUGUGUCUCCUUUCUUCUGUCAUAGCCAGACAGAUCUGCUGGCUCUCAACCAAGCUGAUCCUCAGUGCUGGGAAUCCUCCUCAGUGCUCCUCCUGGAAAUGCGGAAGCCUCGUAUUUCCAACACUGUUUCUGGCUUCUGGGACUUUAUGAUCUACCUGAAGUCAUCUGAGAACUUGAAGCAUGGGGCACUGUUCUGGGAUCUGGCCCAACUCUUCUGGGACAUCUAUGUGGACUGUGUCCUCUCCAGAAACCAUGGCUUAGGAAGGAGGCAAUUAGCUGGAGAGGAAGAGAAAAUGCCAGCAGUGCAGCCGCGACAUGCAGGGAGUGGAAAAGGUACAUAUUCUCAACUCCUAAGGCUCCUUCAUCUAAAGAAGAAAGAGCUGAUUGAAGAUCUGAAAAGUAGGCAUGGGCGCAGAAGUGGACCUCGGCUCAUUGGAAAAGCAAGCCUGAAAACAAAGCCUUGGAAUUAA